Molecule: messenger RNA, 1319 nt
Organism: Procambarus clarkii (red swamp crayfish)
Lineage: Eukaryota; Metazoa; Arthropoda; Malacostraca; Decapoda; Cambaridae
Product: GDP-mannose pyrophosphorylase B
Biological process (GO): GDP-mannose biosynthetic process
Cellular component (GO): cytoplasm
Molecular function (GO): GTP binding; mannose-1-phosphate guanylyltransferase (GTP) activity
Source: RefSeq, a predicted model, not a curated record
CAAAACUGGGCAACAUAACCAAGUCCACUCUCAUACCAGGAACGGUUGAGGGCCUCAGGGCUAACAACACUGCAAACCAGGCAUGACAGGGCGAAUCUCAUCGAAACUUAAAAUCUGAACAAAUUGGAGGACGUUGACUCGUACAAUUUCUUCAAAAGACUUGACCCUUGGGAACAUGAAGGCGCUGAUCCUGGUGGGCGGGUACGGCACCAGGCUGAGGCCUCUCACCCUCAGCAGACCCAAGCCUCUCGUUGAAUUUGCCAACAAGCCUAUUGUGCUACACCAGAUAGAGGCACUGGUGGCAGCUGGCGUCACACAGGUGGUCCUGGCUGUCUCUUAUCAUGCUGAACAGAUGGAGCAAGAGCUGGCACAGGAAGCUCAGAAGUUGGGGAUUCAGAUUACAUUCUCCCUGGAGGAAGAGCCCCUUGGCACAGCAGGACCUAUCAAGCUGGCUCAGAGCAUUUUGGCCUCCAAUGAUGAACCUUUCUUUGUCCUGAACUCCGAUGUCAUAUGUGACUUUCCUUUUACUCAGAUGGUCAAGUUCCACAAACAACAUGGCCGUGAGGGCACCAUUGUGGUGACAAAGGUAGAGGAGCCCUCCAAGUAUGGUGUGGUCAUCUAUGAUGAAGCCGGCAAAAUUGAUCGCUUUGUGGAGAAACCUCAGGAAUUUGUAUCAAACAAAAUCAAUGCAGGAAUGUACAUCUUCAACCCAUCAGUUCUGAAAAGGAUAGAGUGUCGUCCCAUGAGCAUCGAGAAGGAAGUGUUCCCGUAUAUGGCCGGGGAUGGACAGUUGUAUGCUCAAGAACUCCAUGGGUUUUGGAUGGACAUAGGACAGCCCAAGGAUUUCUUGACAGGAAUGUGUCUCUUCCUUAACUCCUGUAGGAUUACUAAUAGCGCCAAGCUUUAUAAAGGACCAGGCGUUGUAGGCAACGUCUUGGUAGACUCGUCAGCCAAAAUUGGAAAGAACUGCCGAAUUGGGCCUAAUGUCACCAUUGGACCCAAUGUGGAAAUAGAAGACGGGGUGUGCAUCAAGCGGUGCACCAUUCUCCGAGGAGCAACCAUCAAAUCUCACACCUGGCUGGAGAACUGUAUCAUAGGCUGGAAGUGCAUCGUUGGCCAGUGGGUACGAAUGGAAAAUGUAUCGGUAUUGGGAGAGGAUGUGAUUGUCAAGGACGAGCUGUACGUCAAUGGCGGGAUGGUGCUGCCCCACAAGAGUAUAGGAGCCUCUGUCUUGGAGCCCAAAAUAAUCAUGUGAAAUAUGGUGUGCUUUCACUCGAGACAUUAUGAAUGGGUGUUGUUUAAUAUAUUUUUAUACUGUA